GGUCGUCAGCGUUCACGCCACACGUCGCCGACGGUUCGGAGUUCGGUUUGGUUUCGCGUGACUCGCUCGCUCGCUCGCUUGUUUGUUUCGAUUCGAUUAUUCGGCUUAUCGUAGUGUCCGUUGACGAUUAGCCGUCCGACGUUGAUCCAGCAGGCAGGAAAGAGGACGUUACUCGCGUGCUUAUGUACCUGUCUGUCUGCCUAUCUAUUUCGCGGCCUGUAUCUUUUCUUCGACUCGUCGCGCGAAUUUCGUCCGUUUUUUCUCCCCUCGAAUCGCGGAAUCAUUCGCGCUCGCGUGUCGCGAUUGAUCGCGAUAGAGCGCCGUAUACACUAGGUUUUUUUUUUUCUGUUUGUCUACCCGAUAAUUGGCGACACUUGAGAUCGUUGUCGCGAUAUGAGCACGAGACGCAGAGCCACUGCCAAUGAUGACAGCUGUCAGAGGGAUGUCGAGGCACCGCUGCCGAAUGAUAGGACAUCGCGUGGAUAUCGAGGAUUAAUCGAAAUUCCAUCCUCAUGCUUGGCAGCAGUUUUCUUGGAACCACUUUAAAGUCUCCACGAGCAUGGGCACGAGCCGAAGAUCCGGCUCCGGGAGCCGGACAAACGCCGGCGUCCUCAAGGAGCGUGCCAACAUGUCGUUCAUGCUGGUCGUCAUGUUCUUCGCUGUGUUUGGUCUGAUCGUUCUUACGGAGAUAUUUCUGAUCGACGAGAGGCGCGGCGUGAGCGUCGGCGGUACCGGCGUACUCGGGGGUCACAGGAGCGGUCAUCGAUUGCCAGCUGCGCCCGAUCGUCCGGAUUACGGCGAAGUGGGAGCCGAAGAUUAUGCCGGUUUGAAGGGUAGUUUUGACGAGCACAUCGGGUUGCUGGUUCGCGGAGAAGAUGCAGGGCAAAAGACGGUAAUACACCCGGAUCCGCGUGGCUUACCGAGCCUACCGCCUAGCUUGGAGGCCCGUUUACCGCAGUUGGAUCAAAAUCUAAAGGUCACGCAUGCUGAAUGGUUACCAGUCACCAAUACUAGGUUUAAAUUCUUCGUUUACUCGGCGUAUUUCGAUGACAGAGUUAGCGGCGCAGGUACGCCGGCGGGUAAAAGUCAAGGUGUAGUACGCGUAAUCAGCGCUACUAAAACCAGAAGCCCCGAGCGCGUCUGGUGUAGGCUCUGGUAUAAACAACAAAACGGCGGAAACACUACUGCCUCGGUAACGGUAGCUGCGAAAGUUAAGGUAAUUCGUGAGAAUUGGAAUCUCAAGUACAGUGCCUGCUUCGUGAUAUGUCCGUUGCCUAAAGAAUCUCCGACGAUGGAUAAGGUACCAGAAGCAGUCAGUGUUGUAGCGAGAUUGCGAGCUGUCCCGACAAAUCGUAUUCUCAUUCAGAAUCGUCUUGAGAGCAGAAUGAAUGACAAAGAUGCUUUGGCUGUUUGCGUCAAACCUUUACACUAUUAUUAUAACAGAGUUCUGCAAUUGGUGGAAUUUAUCGAAUUGCACAGACUUUUGGGUGCUACCCAUGUCACUCUGUAUAACGACACUGUAGGUGCGGCUGCCGGUUGCGCGCUGAAAUAUUACGAGAGCAAGGAUCUUGUUACGGUAUUACCAUGGCAUCAUCUUGACAUGAUUUCCCAACGAGAGAUUCGUACGGAGGGCCUCUUUGCGGCGCUUAACGAUUGUCUCUACCGAUCUAUGUACAAAUAUGAAUACGUGGCGCUCGUAGAUCUUGAUGAGUAUAUCAUACCGAGACAUAACGACACUAUAAUCGAUCUAUUACGGUGGAUGGGAAAUCGAAUCAAUGUCAAGUCCACAGGCGCGUUUUCUUUUCAAAACGCUUUUUUUUAUCUGCAAUGGGCCGAUGAUCCAUUCGUGGUAACUAGCCGCACACCCACUGAAGCCGGUUUGAUCACUCUGAGGAAAACGCGACGCAGGACCAAGUUGCAUCCGCACAAGCAACGUUCCAAGUAUAUUUGCAAGCCGCAAGAUGUAGUCGAGGCGGGCAAUCAUUUUGUAUGGGAGUUUAUCCCAGGCCAUGGAACUUUGAAUGUGCCAUCCGAUGCUGCUAUCCUACACCAUUACCGUGUCUGUGAAUUUGGCGGUGACGAUUGCAUUAAGACGCAGUCGACGGUCGAUAGAACGGCCUACAAGUACAGAGAUCGGCUCGCUGCGAAUGUCGACAAGACAUGGAUGGAGCUGCGCGCUGAGUGUUCGCUCCCGGAACUCGAUCCGGUGCCAGUAUUGACGCCUCGAAUUAAACUCAGCCCUCUUGGCAAGUCAAUCAGGUAGCGAAAGACUAUCGUCGAGAUCCUAUGGGAUAUUGGCAAUUUCACCGGUACACCAAAAGUCGCGAGGACCUAUUUCUACAAUUACAGCGGUCCUUAAUUCUUUAAAAACAAAGCUAAGCUAAACGGGCUCUUGUCCUUUUUUAUAAGAUUCUCGAUGGACUGUUUUUAAAUUUAUGAAACGGAGGGGAAUAUAGGAAUUUAUAGAGAUUAUUGCAAAACAAAAAAAAGCAAAAAGAAAGAAAACGAAAGACACGUUUUAAUCGAGAUAUGGAUUAAUCAUAUUUUUCUACAUGACGAAUUCUUGCAUGGCUGGCGAAAUCUGGAGACAAGUUGCCACAAAUCGAUCGAGUUGUCUUGACGCUAUACAGUGGUACUUUUCUCUUACAGUUUUAUACAAAGUCUUGUAUAUGUAUCUCUAAUUCUUUUAUUCAAUCAGCAAAUGUGAUCAUUUGCGAAAAAUUGUAUUAUUGUUAAGGAGGAUUGUUACAGAGGGCCUAAAUCACGGGCUAAAAAAAGCACUUGGUGAUAAACGACGAGCAAGAUUAGAUAGUAACCCUAUUGUAUCGUUGUUUCGAGAAAGAGUAACUCUUUUUUUUUUAAUAUUUGUAAAUCUGCACAAUAUAUUACGCAUAUCUAUAGAAUCAAUAAUUAGCAUAGUGAUAUAUGUAUAAUAUGUAUUUAGGAGAGUGUUAGACAUUUGAUCUGCAAAGACGAGGAGAUAUGCAAUGUUCUCGAAAAAAAAAUUAUUUCCGAUACAAUCCGUCGGGAAUUUGUAAGAAAUCCAAUGUUGAAAGGAUAUAAAUUUUCUUAAACAGAGAGCAUAUACUAAUAGUCAUAUGCAUAAUACUUAUUAUUUUCAAAAUAUAACAAAUCUGAAUUUAUUUAUUUUAUUCAUGUGCACAAUAUGUUUUCUUUUACAUCACAGUAUACAAAAAUCGUGAAUGAUCAUAUUUUGUAAUAUGAUAAAUUGUCAUGUAAUUCAAUAACAAUCAAUAUGAUGGAUAAAUUGAAGAAUUAUCAGUUCUUGAGCAUAUAUAUAUAUAUAUAUAUAAUGUGUGUGUGUGUGUGUGUGUGUGUGUGUGUGUGUAUUGAAAAUAUUAAAAUGAAUUUUUAACAAAAAAUAUUUUUUACAAAAUCUAUAAAAAUUAAUUUUUUUUUUUUUUUAAGACGAACAUAUAUAUAUUUAUUAAUUCGCUGUGCAAAAUUAUCUGAUUUAUUAUUUUGAUCACAUUAUUUAAGUAAUAAAUAAACUGUAAAAUGUUUUCAUUGUACACACACAAACAAAUAGGCCGAUGAUAAAGCCGCACAAGUGAAUUUUGUAGAAAGAUAAAAUGUUUCAAAUAGGUAUAACUUACCAGAUAAUAAGAGAAACAUUAUUGGCAACAGAAUCGGGGUAGUCAUACCGUUACCGAAUGCCACUGUAGCCGACGUCUAGCAAAGUCUUUCUAUAUCUUUGUUAAAAUAUAUAAAGGAUCGUGUUUCUUACGCGUUUCUUACACAAGUUUAUGUAUAUAUGUGUAUACAUGGACGCAUGUGCAUAUGUGGACACAAGUACAUGGGCAUAUACGAUAGACCUAAGUUACAUGUGAUCGGUGCUGAGCUACAAUUUACAAUGCGUCGACAUCGACGAUUAUCUUGAUGAAAAUAAAUAUGAUACUAGGACAAAA
Molecule: messenger RNA, 3929 nt
Organism: Cataglyphis hispanica
Lineage: Eukaryota; Metazoa; Arthropoda; Insecta; Hymenoptera; Formicidae
Product: beta-1,4-galactosyltransferase galt-1
Exons: 8
Coding region: 560-2263 (567 amino acids)
Source: RefSeq, a predicted model, not a curated record